Molecule: messenger RNA, 2630 nt
Organism: Drosophila sechellia
Lineage: Eukaryota; Metazoa; Arthropoda; Insecta; Diptera; Drosophilidae
Gene: MESK2
Product: misexpression suppressor of KSR 2
Exons: 8
Coding region: 581-1936 (451 amino acids)
Source: RefSeq, a predicted model, not a curated record
CAAAUUUGCUUUGCGCUGCAUCGAGACCGAGAAUUAAAGACUUGAAAGCAGCUGGAGAAAUUACAAGAAAUUGAUCCCCGAAAAUUACUGGCAAUCGCGAACAGCGGGCGUGUGUGUGUGUGUGCGUGCGCGCGAGAGCGAGAGAAUAAGUGAACGAAACAGAACGAGCACAGAAAUUACACAAGUUGUAAAAGAAAAGGUGAAGAAAAAAGUUGGUCGAGACCGAAUAUUGAUUUUUUCAUAGACGGUGCAGUUAAAACAACGGUCUCUUUUUGUUAGCCAAAAAGGCGUUGGGAAAAAGCGGUAGUAGUUUUUAUCUCAAUUUUGAGGCCUACAGAAGAAUAGAAGAAAAAGCAACAGAAAGCGUCAGCCUUGUUUAUAAAAAACUCGAAAAUAGAAACGCACCCACACACCGACACUUGCAUGCACAGUGGAACACUCAGUUCUAACUAUCAGAAAAGAAUAAAUAAAAAACAAAGCACGCCAGGCUAAGUACUUAAACGAGAAAUUCGAGCAAAGCCGAAAGAUAACUAGCCGGUUAACAAAUAAAUCAGAAAUCAAGCGAAAGACCCAAAAAAGCAUGCCACAGUCAGAGGGCGGCUAUGUAUCGCUGCCGGCCGUCAAUGGCAAUGGCGGCGCCAUCUAUCAGUCGACCACAGAGCCCACGGCCCCGCCCUCCGUCUUCGCGAGCGUGAAGCGGGCCAUUGGCCAGGCCAUCAAGUCCUCGCCCACCGACAGCGAGGAGCUGCUCCGCUCGGACCGCCUGCCGGUCAUCGUCGGCGGCUCCAGAAUCUCUUUCAGAGACCGCGACAAAUCCGGUAAGACACUGACCACCAAGAUGCCGUCAGCUCCAACACACACUGCCGAGGAGGCACACCUGCUGGGCACCAUGCCCGUUGAUCCCAUGGAUGACAUCGAACUGCGCUCCGUGCAGCUGCAAUUCCCCAAUGCCCGCGGCUCCAUCCUGGAGGCCUGCGAACAGCGACGCGUGCCCACAGACAAGGGCGAUGUCCACGUGGCCAUACAGGGCGAUACGGCCAAGCCGGCCAUCAUCACCUACCACGAUUUGGGCCUCAACUACGCCACCAGCUUUGCUGGCUUCUUCAAUUUUCCAGUGAUGCGAGGUCUGCUGGAGAACUUCUGUGUUUACCAUGUGACUGCUCCUGGCCAGGAGGAGGGUGCACCCACUUUGCCAGAGGAUUACGUGUAUCCGACCAUGGAUGAUCUGGCCGCCCAGCUGCUUUUCGUGCUAUCCCACUUUGGCCUGAAGUCGGUGAUUGGUUUCGGCGUUGGUGCCGGGGCAAAUAUUCUGGCCCGUUUCGCUCACGCCCAUCCGGACAAGGUGGGCGCCCUGUGCCUGAUCAACUGCGUGUCCACGCAGUCGGGCUGGAUCGAGUGGGGCUACCAGAGCUUCAAUGCGCGCUUCUUGCGCACCAAGGGCAUGACACAGGGCGUGAUCGAUUAUCUGAUGUGGCACCACUUCGGACGCAAUCCGGAGGAGCGCAAUCACGACCUGGUGCAGAUGUACAAGCAGCACUUCGAGCGUGGCGUUAAUCCGACCAAUCUGGCCAUGCUGAUCAACGCGUACAUCCAUCGCAACGACCUGCAUCUGGCGCGCACUCCGCCAGGUACUCCGGGCAGCGAAACGGCGGCCACCACGCUGAAGAUGCCGGUGAUCAAUAUCACGGGUUCGCUCUCGCCGCACGUCGACGACACGGUGACCUUCAAUGGCCGUCUAGACCCCACAAACUCAUCGUGGAUGAAGAUUUCCGAUUGCGCUUUGGUGCUGGAGGAGCAGCCGGCUAAGCUGGCCGAGGCCUUCCGGCUCUUCUUGCAGGGCGAGGGCUACGCUGUUGGCACACUGCAAAAGUUGGCGCGCAAAAUCUCAUCGGUCAGCCGGAGCAGUUCCACGCAAAUUGAGCUCACUAUACAGUGAACGGCGGCGGCAGAGCAGAACUAAGUGAGCGAAUGGAGAGAGCAGCAGCAGUGGCAGCGACAUCGGCAGAAGCAGCAGCAUCGGCCCCAAUUCGGUGGGGCAGAGUGUGAGAGAGAGAGAGAGAGAGAGAGAGAGAGCAAUUGGAUAAUCACCCGACACUGAUACACCCAAACAAAAAAUUAGAACAAUAACCACACUGAGAAAAAUGGUUUACAGCUUUGCUUUUAAGGGCAAAAAAAACUUGCUUCGGUUUCUCCACUUCUGUGAUUUGCGUUGAAAUUUAUUGUUGCUCUUUUGUUUAUGUUAAAUACUUUUUUUGUAAUUAAUGCCAUUUUUAGUUGGUAAGCUAUUAAGUGGAAAGCGGCAAGUGAUUAGUUUCCAUUUCGUUUGUUGUCUACAUAAAUAAAUGCAUUGCGUAUAUGUACUUUACAUAUAGCCUUUCGUUGUGUCACCCCUUUCUCCCACAUGCCUUAAAAGUCGGGCUGCUUUCACCAUCCACAACACAGCUUAAAUGUACGAGAGCAAUAAGUUUAAACACGCUAUACAAAUAUACAUACAUGACAACGCUAUUAUAUACAAAUUACAUACACUAACCAUACUCAAGUCGAGACAAACGAUAAACGAAACGAAAAUUGAAAGUGUAAGCUUUUGUUGUAUAUUUGAGAAUUCUAAAUAAACGAACGAACAACGUGAA